This is a messenger RNA of Ectocarpus sp. CCAP 1310/34, 270 nucleotides long. Lineage: Eukaryota; Phaeophyceae; Ectocarpales; Ectocarpaceae. The record is from the annotation of a GenBank genome assembly.
AUGGACCGGAGUAAAGACCGGAGAGCGCGCAAGGCAGCGCGGACGCCGCGCCAUGCCAAGGGUUGGAAAUCUGCUCCAGAACCAGAAAUACACCUCAAGCGUCGAUUGCUUGAUAGGUACUGCACUUCACCUGAGGCAGUGGACGCUUUGCUGGGUUCUGUGGAUAUCACGGGAUGUGUUUCGGACAUGUGCGGUGGGCCCACCGACGCCGUGGCGGCCCGUCUUCGAUCCACGUGUGAAGUUCUCACGAACGACGUGAGCUCGGGGUAA